UCCCCCGUCGCCGCCGGGGCUGUGCUGGACGCCGCCAUCUUCUCCGCGCCGCCCGCCGGGCCCCCUGCCGCCGCCAUGCCGGAGGACAGUGACUGGGAGGUGUACAAGGUGCCGCCGACCCGCACCCCCGUCUCCGAGAGGACCACGUCGGUGCCCAACCCGGUUACCUUCUUCCAGACCGUCUUCAGCUAUGUCAUCGACGCGCCCGUCACCUUCGUCCGAGAGUGGAUCGAGCGCCAGCAAGCCAAGAACAAGUUCUACUAUUACCACCAGAAGUUUCGCCGCGUGCCUGACCUGAGCGAGUGUCUGGAGGGCGACUACCUCUGCUUCUUUGAGGCCGAAGCACAGUGGAGGAGGGACAGGCUGGUUGAUCAGGAAAUCGUGGAGAUAGUCCGGGAAAGGCUAGGCGCGUGCAAGCAGAGGGAAGGACCCAACCAGUUCCAGAACUGUGCCAAGGAGGUGGAGCAGCUGGCACAGGUCACCAAGGCCUACCAAGACAGAUAUGGUGAUCUUGGUGUCCAUGGAAACGCAAGGACCUGCCUGAUGAAGCAGAAGCACAGGAUGAUGGAGGAGAGGAAGGCACAAGCAAAUGCAUCACAGUAGAUCUAAAUGGUUAGCACCUCCUGCCACGGUGCUCAUGUUGAAUAGUGCAUGUUGCAUCUUUGAACUCCAAUACUGUUGACCUCUACAAUAAAUGUGCAGCCCAAGCAUCUGCCAUACAACCAGAA
Messenger RNA from Grus americana (Whooping crane), 728 nucleotides. It is a transcript of the gene NDUFB10, whose product is annotated as NADH:ubiquinone oxidoreductase subunit B10. Bases 76 to 603 code for a protein of 175 amino acids. The record is from RefSeq and is a predicted model, not a curated record. NCBI's taxonomy places the organism in Eukaryota, Metazoa, Chordata, Aves, Gruiformes, Gruidae. The transcript has 4 exons.